UAAAUCACAGUGAACUAGUGAAGACUGAAGACAACAUAAAUAAUAAUAAAACACGGAGUCAUUUUCUUUGGGGAAUUUCAUCGAACACCUUGAUGGCAAGUAACAGAGACGAGCCCCUAACGUUCCUGAACGCAUCAACAUCAUCUUCCUUAGGUGAAGGAGACAGUUCUCAGAUCGGCAGCGCUUCUGGAAGCUUCCAGAACGAAGGGUUUCUCGGCGGUUUCGACGGCGGCGAUGAAGACUUCGGAUUCUCUCGAUCCGACUUCAAACAAAGUCCACUCGUAGGAACCGUCAAAUACUACCAACGACACGUGUUCUUAUGCUACAAGAAACCGCAAGUGUGGCCUCCUCGUAUCGAAGCCGCUGAGUUUGAUCGGUUGCCGAGGUUGUUGUCGGCUGCACUUUCGUCUAGAAAGAGUGAAUUGAAGCGGCAGACUCGGUUGACUAUAUGUGAGGGACAUGAUGGAACUGAAACUUCAAAUGGAGAUGUGUUAAUCUUUCCAGACAUGAUCAGAUACAGGAGGUUGACUCAUUUUGAUGUUGACACAUUUGUGGAAGAAGUUCUUGUUAAAGAUGGUGAAUGGCUUCCUGGAAGUCCUGAGCCGCUUAGUGGAUCGUAUAUAUUUGUGUGUGCUCAUGGUGCGAGGGAUAAACGAUGUGGCGUUUGUGGGCCUGCGCUCGUUUCUAGAUUUAAAGAUGAGAUAGAGUUGCGUGGGUAUCAAAGUAAAGUGUUUGUUCGUCCGUGUUCGCAUAUUGGUGGCCAUAAGUAUGCUGGAAAUGUGAUCAUAUUUGGGUCGAGUAACUGUCAGAAAGUCACGGGUCAUUGGUAUGGAUAUGUUAUGCCUGAUGAUGUACCCGUGUUGUUUGACCAACACAUUGAGAAAGGUGAAAUUGUAGACCGCCUUUGGAGGGGGCAAAUGGGGUUAUCAGAAGAAGACCAAAUGAAAGCUCAAGAACAAAGGGUUAUGGCAAACGGUGAUGACAUGGAAAGAAGCAUAGAAGAUGAAUCGCCGGUGGCGGAUGGCAGUUGUUGUCAGGCAAAUGGUGGUUCCGCCUGUUGUCGGGUUUCGAACCCACCUGAAAAUGCAGUGAAUUUCAAUCUGGAAUCGAAGAUUAACGGUGAAAAGAAAAAGGGUAUCAAGAAUCAGAUUUCUAUCAGUAUCGGUAACAAAGGUGCACCUACACCACACAAAGUUGUCACCAUGCCAACAUGGCUCGAGACGUGGGAGAGAGAAGAUGUGUAUGCGGCUCUGGCUCUUAUUGGUGCUGCAGUUUCGGUUGCAGUUGCCUAUAACUGCUACAGACAGUUGGGUUAAUUGCUUAUUGCAUCUUGUAAUUUUGUUUUAUGAAAUGCUAUCAGGACUCAGGUGUUUUGUUCCUGAUUCCUUUGCUUGCUUGUGUCUUUUGCAAUUUGAAUAAACCUACUUGAUCUGUGUGUAUUAGAGCUUCAGUUUUGAACCAUAAACAUGGACCAUUAUUA
Molecule: messenger RNA, 1480 nt
Organism: Helianthus annuus (common sunflower)
Lineage: Eukaryota; Viridiplantae; Streptophyta; Magnoliopsida; Asterales; Asteraceae
Exons: 5
Coding region: 93-1316 (407 amino acids)
Source: RefSeq, a predicted model, not a curated record